AUGACCCACCCUACAACCAAACAAGACGAAGUUCCCACUCCUUCAGAGGUGGACGAAAGCUCCCCCUUAAUCCCGUCCACCCCUGACAACUGCAACGUGAGCGUCUUCGUCUCGCAGACCGACACUUUCCUGGUUCUCGCGGCAUACAGUUCCAUCACGGCCGAGUUCAAUGACCUCAAGAAUGCUAGUUGGCUAUUCUCUAGCUACAUGCUCGCCACAUGUGUUGGGCAGCCCCUGUACGGCAAGCUGAGCGACAUUUUUGGUCGCAAGGCGAUGCUUCAGACUUCAUACGUCUUCUUUUCAGGAGGCAGCAUCAUCUGUGGCGUCGGAACUUCAAUGCCUCAGAUCAUCGUCGGCCGGGUUAUCCAGGGGAUUGGGGGGGCUGGCAUGGUCUCUCUGGUCUCCGUCCUGAUCACAGAUCUCGUACCCCUGAGAGACGUUGCAACCUAUCGAAGUUAUGUCAAUAUCGCCCAGACCGCGAGUCGCUCAUCUGGCGGGGUUAUCGGGGGGUUCCUCACCCAAACGAUCGGCUGGCGAUGGGCCUUUCUCUGCCAAGCUCCCUUGACCAUUGUCGCGAUGGUACUCGUUGCUUUCAAGUUGCCCAACACAUACGUCACUACAACAAAGACGUGGAGAACCUCUCUGAAGCGUGUCGACUUUGCCGGCGCUGCUGCUAUGAGCUGCACUAUCCUCUGUCUUCUGCUCGUCCUCGACAUAGGAGGGGACAAAAUGCCCUGGUCGUCGCCUGCCCUUGUGUCCCUCGCUAUUCUCGGCAUCCAUUUCAGCGCUCUGUUCUGCGCCGUCGAAAAGUUCUGGGCAACUGAGCCCAUCUUCCCCUUGCACCUUCUGGCUAAUGGUCAUGUGGUCCUCUUUUACUCGGUCAUGAUACUUUGCUGCUCUACCCUGGCCGGCAUGAUGAUGUUUGUUCCUCUUUACUUUCAAGUUACACGCAACGUUUCUCCCACGAUUGCCGGCGCAUCUCUCAUCCCAUCUGUUCUGGGUAACACCCUCGGUGCUUUGCUCACUGGAGCGUACAUCAAGAAAACCGGUCGGUACAAGAUUCCAUGCAUCAUCUCUGGAAUCUGCUCUUCCAUCGCUUGGUCGCUAUUGCUUGUCUGUUGGCGUGGGUCGACCUCCAGUUGGCAGACGCUGUUUCUUUUCCCUGGAGGCUUCGGCAUCGGUCUUGCUCACGCCUCUCUGUAUAUUGGGCUCGCGGCUAGUGUUGAGAAAACAGAAAUGGCGAUUUCAGGUACUGGAUAUUAUCUUUGUGGCAACAUUGGUGCUGUCGCUGGCUUGAGCGCACACAAUGCUUUGUUCCAGACUACUCUGCAACACUCUCUCGAAGUCAAGCUUGAUGGUCUUGUAGAUGGUGAUGAAAUUGCCCAACGAGCGAUGGAAUCUCUGGAAUAUGUCAAGGGCCUCACGGGCGAGGUGAGAGAGAUGGUUACGGAGGCUUAUGUCAACGGCUUUCAUGCAACGUAUGCCUUGCUUAUACUCACGGCUGUUGUUACUGUAGUCGUGUCUCUUGGCAUUCGAGAGAAGCAUCUCCAGUAG
Molecule: messenger RNA, 1554 nt
Organism: Fusarium keratoplasticum
Lineage: Eukaryota; Fungi; Ascomycota; Sordariomycetes; Hypocreales; Nectriaceae
Product: MFS domain-containing protein
Exons: 6
Coding region: 1-1554 (517 amino acids)
Biological process (GO): basic amino acid transport; transmembrane transport
Cellular component (GO): fungal-type vacuole membrane
Molecular function (GO): basic amino acid transmembrane transporter activity
Source: RefSeq, a predicted model, not a curated record